AUGGCGCCAAACAAGAAACAAAUCCUCACGUUGUAUAAGCAACUUUUGGGCAAGGCUCAAAAAUUUGACAACUACAAUUACAGAGAAUACACGAAGAGACGGGUUCACGAUGCAUUCAAAGAACAUAAGAACUUGAAGGAGGAAGACAAAAUCACUGAGUUCUUUAACGAAGGCGUGGACAAUUUGGCAAUGCUUAACAGACAGACUACAAUUUCCCAAAUGUUUACCUUUGAUAAACUCGUGGUGGAACCUUUGCAAAAGCAUUAA
This is a messenger RNA of Clavispora lusitaniae ATCC 42720, 267 nucleotides long. RefSeq lists its product as uncharacterized. Gene Ontology annotation, biological process: iron-sulfur cluster assembly. The record is from RefSeq and is a predicted model, not a curated record. Gene Ontology annotation, cellular component: mitochondrion; L-cysteine desulfurase complex. NCBI's taxonomy places the organism in Eukaryota, Fungi, Ascomycota, Pichiomycetes, Serinales, Metschnikowiaceae.